AUGCACCUUCGGCUAUGUCUUUUUAUCGUCUUGGCGAUAGCUGUAGAUGUCUCGAAAGCAAGGCCUCAAAUGCGGGAUCCAGAUCUGAUUCACGAAACGGCUAGGUUGACUGAUCGGUUGGCUCAUGAAUUUGAGUUGCUGGCUGAAGAAGAUCGCGGCAUACAGCAUUCGUUUGGCCAUUUUAGAGGAGGGCCAGAGGAGACGCAAAACAUUGCAAAGCGAGUAGAUGAGUUUGUGCAACUCGGAAAAUCCGCAUUAACCAUUCUGCAAUCUGUUCUGAAGAUUGUUCAGAGUGGCCAGUAA
Molecule: messenger RNA, 303 nt
Organism: Protopolystoma xenopodis
Lineage: Eukaryota; Metazoa; Platyhelminthes; Monogenea; Polystomatidea; Polystomatidae
Source: the annotation of a GenBank genome assembly